AGAAUACUACAUUUUUGAUUGUGUAUCUCACUAGGACUGCAAUUAAUUUAACCAUAUUGAAAUAUCAUUUUAUCGUUAUUGCAAACAAAUCUGUGAGUUUAUUAUCCGGAUCAUAUAUAUAAUCGAAAUAAGGGACAAUCCGAGUUAUCUUCACUAUUGCUUAUGUAAAAAAUACGAUCAAAUUUAUCGGCUCAUCGGAUAUGCAUCAUAAAUAUAUCGUACAAAAUAAUUAUUCAUAUGAUACUGCCGUUCAGUAUCGCACCUCUCUUUGCUUUUUCACCUGUUCCUUUGUUCCCUUCUUGAUGAUUGGUCUUGGCACUUUAAGUGAAACGCCUGAUAGUGGUGUCUAUGGUGGUCGUGGAUAGCGUUGCUUUGACUAUUGGGCACGUCAAUAUUAUAAGUUUUCGCAGGCGAAUUAUUCAUCUAACAGGAAUAUCUGUAUGUAGGGAUUCGAUCUAUAGGCUACAAUCUGGAAUCGUCGUAUAAAAGUAGGCUUUUAGAGUGUCGUGGACUUGGCAGAACCAUUUCCUAAAGUAGUUUCUCACAUGUAAGUCCAUUUACUGGAGUUUGGUAGCACAGUCUGCGCUAGGUAGGAGUGCAUAUUGUAAACAAGGUAGGAGACACACCUUCAGUAUCUGUAACCUUUGGUAAGGUUUUAGGGGUGCAUCACCUAUUUUUAACAUCAUUGUCUCCAACGGAGGAGUAAAGUUGAUUUACACUGCACCAUCCUGCUUACAAGUUAGACCUGGACACUUGAAUGGGUCCUUAAGGAUCAGAAGCUUAAUGUGCUCAGUGCCCACCGUGUAAGUUACUGAAUGUAACUGAUUAGUCCCACAUGACAUAUAGUUCUUAUCAAGGAAUCCUUGAAUAUAACCCCAACAUGCGCUUUGAUAUUUUUCACUUGCUGGUGGCAUAAAAGGUGUUCUUAUGACUCAGGGGUUGGGUUCGAGUCCUAUCUGGAAUACCAUCAUUCACUGAAGUGCAUGGGCAUCCAGCUGAUGAGUUUCGAAUUAAAAGAAAUUCACGUCCUGAAUUCCACAGCUAGCCUGCACAAAGUGGAUAACAUUACAGUAAAACUUGAGACGAUUUUGUAGCGUUUGUUAAUAGAACUCAUUCACUGGAAAAAAACAAAAAUAAGUUUGCUUCAACAUUAUAAUCAACAAGCUAUACAAUGUUUCAGCAAGCAGCCUCUAAGUCUGGUGACUCACCCGGUGGUUGGUCAUGUUUAACUGGAUGUCGGGCAUUAGAUGCAGCAUUGAAAAAGCGUUCCGGUGAUUGUCCUGAACAAAUUGGAUUGGCGAUUCAUCGUAUACCGGAUUUGAUUUCUGUUCAACAAACUACUCAAUCAUUAUCUGGAAAAGAACGGUCCAGUUUUUCCGAAAAAAGUUUGCCCUUGGAUCAAAGUGGUAGUCAUCAGAAGUCUAAAACGCCAGACAAUUCUCGGUUUGCACACCAUAGUAGUAGUCUGAAUGAAUUGAGCAGCUGUCUAGUCGAUGCCGAGUGUCCACAAAAACAAGACAAAUGCUGUCAGUCAAAAUGUAAACCAGCUGUAUUGAAUAAAGCCAUCCUACCACCUAUUCCAACUGUACGAAUCUUAGAAGAAAAACAUCCGCCCUCGUUUUUUGUUUCUUGGGAUGAUGGGGAAAGCGUAGUCAAUAAUCUCAGCCUACCAGUGGUAUAUGUCCUGCAAGUCAAAUCCUAUUUUGGUCCAGAGUAUGACAAUCGUAUGUCAAGCCCAUGGAAACCUUGGUUAUGUCUACUUUAAAAGGUGCUCAGUUAAGUGAUCCAGCUGUUGGUUGGUGGUAUCAGUUUCAAGUUGCAGCAGUGAAUCAAUGGGGGUCACUUGGAUUCGACGUUCCAUCUCCUCCUGUUCAACUGUCAACGCCACAACCUAGUCCUCCAUCACCUCCAAGAGACUUAGCCGAUGAAAUGUUGACCGUGCAAGCUAACGGAAAAAUUAAAGUUCAGAUUCGUUGGAGCAGUCCUGCAACAAUCAUUUUACCAGUUACUGAAUAUAGAGUCUCUUGGGGUCCUGAUUUAGCGAAUAUAAGAAAUAACUAUGAGUUCACCGAAAAGCCUACUCAGUUUGUGCACACUGUCCCAUCUUCGCAGACGAGCUACCAACUGAUUAAUCUAUACCCUGGAGUACUUUAUCGAAUUCAGGUGAUCGCAAUGAGUGAAUGGGGUACAACACAGCUGAGAUCACAACCAAACACUUUGUUCAUUCACACUCCAUCUGUGGAUUCAGUUCAGGAAGAAGGAGACAUUGCCCUGAAUACCUAUCUUAAAAAUUUCGAAUCAAACAUACAGUACCAGAAAGGUGUUAGAUACCCGACUUUUUUCAGUGGAACGUCAUCGAAAGAAAAUCCUUAUCAUUUUUCAAGUGAGCAAGACGGAACAUUUGUCUGUAAUGGAACCAGCAAAAGUUUUGUUUUCAAAGGUCCACUGUCGCAUGAAUCACUGAGACCGUUGAACACAAAGACCACUGAGCUGUCAAUUAAAACGGAUGCAGCUAUUUUCGAUGGACGCGAUCUAAUGGCUGAACUUACAAUAUUCGAGAACGAAGUGUUCCGUGAUCAUAAGAUGGAAUCGGAUCAACAGAAAGUAAACUCCCGUCCAAUUCUUGUUCGAUGGACACCUCAAGUUUGCAUCGAGACUGUCAUUGUGACCGGAAACAAUUUGGAAGAAACAGCUUCGUUUCAGUCAGAAGCUUUGAUUGCUAAUAAUCUUGAUCAGUUCUCCAAGCAUUCACACGUGCCCACAGAAAAAGACAGCGGACGUAAGGGAUCACUUAAAUCGAAUGAAAAAUAUAUUUUAUUAAAUCCACUAAAAAAAGGGAGCGAAGGCCAGUCUGGUAGUUCAAAGCAAAUGCUAUCUGUACUGAGGUACGCUACAUUACAGCUAACAAAUCUAUAUUUCAAUUGUCGUUACCUAAUUGAACUGUUAGCUGAGAAUCGAGAUUCAUCACAACAAUCUGAUACAGAAUUUCCAUCUGAUUACUCACCGCAGUACAAUGUCGAACUGUCAGCAUGGUUGUGUACCCCAACCUGUUCUGCUGUAAAGCUAGCCUCAUGGAUCAAGAAACCGAAUUGUCCAGGGGCCACACAAGUUUUAGAUAUUAUAACGGAACCGAAAAAUGUAUCUUACAAACAGAUUUCUGUCGUACCGACAAUAAGUUACAAUAUAUCAUGGAAAUCAGGAGUCUUGAAACCAAGAUAUGAUGGUCCUGUUUAUCCUACCACUAAAGAAGAUUACAGCGGCAAGUCGAAUAAAAUCCUUUUUCCUGUGCAUCACAGAAUCAUAUGGGGCCCCAGUAGGGAUACUGGAAUGAAAUCAGUUGUUUGGAAGUCAUGGCCAAAUCUUCGCCCACGAAUAGACCAGUCUAGAGCAGAGACAAAAGUUUUACGAAAUAGUGAAACGUUCAUCGUUCUGGACAAUCUUCUGCCAAGCACAUUGUAUGUUGUCAGUCUACAAGCUAUGACUGGGCAGCAUUACAUAACUAAUGCCGAAGAUAUUCCUUCACUCUCUAGAAACUUCAUGAAACCAAGUAUAGUGGCUUCCCAGACUAUAGCUUAUAACACUUUACAGUCAAAUAAGCCAUCAACAAAUAUUAUGGUACCAGUAAGGAAGUUCACCUUGUAUUCGAAACCCCCUCAAAUGUAAAUACGUUCAGUCAUUUAUCGCAAGAAUUUACCAGGUCAUCAAUAAAUGGAGCAUCAAAAUUACAACUAACAAUGAAAGAGCGAAUCUGCCGUAUGUUGUGGUUGUCAUUAGUCGCAAUCCGAAUGAAUUGUGCAUUGCACGAAUUUUCAUAGAUGAUGAUAUGUAAAAACACAAUUAAUAUUGAUUUCUAUUUCACUUUUUAUUAAUUUUGUGAAUCUCAACCUCACUCUCUUCAGUAAUACAUUUUUGUGAGUUUUGUUUAGUCACACUGAUAUACUAUCCACUUUUCAACUGUCUCAACUACCUUACUCAAUAAUGACCUCAGUCGCUACACUUUUAAUCUAAACAUUUGUUAAGAUGUAUCAUAGUGAAUUAAAUUUCCUUCUGUUGCCGCCUGUCUACAUUAACUGUUAUAUUUUUCAGAAAUUACCUCGAGUUAGAAACAUGUACAAACUCUUAUUCGAAUAAAAUUUGAGUGAAAUGUAUUAAAGAACACUGAAAUAUCAUGUGUGAUAGUUUUUUGUCGUAUUAUCGUUUUUUAGAACAUAAUGUGUCACAAAUCUUAACUUCAACAAUCAGUUCUGUUUAUCUUCUGUCUUCACUGUCUAACAAUAACUUCUGUCUUUGUGUGUACAUAUAUUCUUCAGUUUCUUUUCACUUCUAACUUUUUUCAUUUCUUGGUAAUAAAAUCUGUGAUACUGCCUUUAUUAUAUACCCACUGAAUCUUCAGUAAGGGAAGUUUUUCAUUUUUUGCAACCUGUAUAAAUUUCAAAGUGUAACCUCAAAUGUCUAGAAUAUUCGAUCUGAAAAUCAUUUGAAAUAAAUUUUUUAUACUGUU
Messenger RNA from Heterobilharzia americana, 4501 nucleotides. The record is from the annotation of a GenBank genome assembly. Lineage: Eukaryota; Metazoa; Platyhelminthes; Trematoda; Strigeidida; Schistosomatidae.